AACUAACUAUAUGACACAAAAUGUCCCCCCUCUCUUAUUAGUCAAAUACCAAUAAUGUCCCUCAGGAAACUUCUAUAAGAUUAUUACUUAGAAGUUUAAAUCCUUUAUUAUUUGGUUUGACUCUUAUGUGGGCCCAUUGGCCCAGUCACUAGUUUAAACCCAUAUCUAUAGCUACAUAACUUCCAAAUUCCCAUAAUUUCUCAAACCAAAACCUUGUACCUCUAAAAACCAAAUUUUCAUUAAAAUGUUGAACCCUUUUGUUUGUGGAACAUUCAAUCAAGAAGAUGAGGAUGAACUAUGUCGUGCAAAUCCUGAUUCAAGCCCUAGAAGAUACAAAAGAAAAGAUAGCAAAAAUAACCCUUAUUCCACACGUGGCCUAGAUAAAUUUUCAGCACUUUUAUCUGAUUUAAAUGAUAAAAGGCAGAAAAUUUAUUCACAAAUGAACCCUCAUGAUAUUUCUUUUGUUCGUUUUGUUCAUUCAAAUAAAGAUGAUUUUGUUCCUAUUGUUGUUAAGGUGAAAAACAAGAGCCAAGAGUUAAAAGUAGUGAAACCAAGAAACUUGAGUCCUAAGUCAACGGUGAAAAAGUCUUCACCUGAAUCAUCAAUUGUUGCUAUGGAAGAAAGAAACCAACCCAAGAAGAGAAUCUCAUGGAAUAUGAAGAAUAAUGAAAUGGAGAAACCAUUAUUCUAUUUGCCAUUUGUUGUGAUAAUGAUUUUGGUUUUGUUGACUGUGUUUGGAAGAACAGCUGCAAUAAUUUUCACUUGUAUUUUGUGGUAUGUGAUUCCAACUUUGAAGGAUAUUAAAGCAAGAAAUUCUAUAAAGAAAAAAGAUUUUGUUAGAGGCUUGAGUGAGAAGAAAAUGGAUGUGAUGAAUAAUGAAGGAGUGGUAAAGAAAAAAGAUUAUGUUAGAGGGUUUAGUGAAAAGAAGAUGGUGGUUAAUGAAGGGAUUAACAAAAAGAAAGAUUAUGUUAGAAGAUGGAGUGAGAAGAAAAUGGUUACUAAUAAUGAAGGAUUAGUUUCUCCAAGAAGUGGUGGUGAUUAUGAUGAUGAUGCUUCCAAGAACAAGAUUCAAGCAAAACAUUCACACAAGAAAAGUUGGUGAUCAUUGUAUGCUGUUCAGAAUUCAGAUCACUCUCUUAUUUUUGUUUCUUCAUGUUUGCAUUUUUGUUGGUUAGGAUUAGAAUUUUGGUUGUGUGAAAUGUGAAUACUUGUAUAUUUUUUUGAAUGAAGAAGACUUGCUUGAAAAGAGUUGACUAUUCAACCUUUCUUGUUACAUGUUCAUUGUUCACAAUGUAGAUCAUUGUUUUAAAUUGUUGUCCAUAAGUGCAAUUAUAACUUCAGUGUA
Molecule: messenger RNA, 1345 nt
Organism: Medicago truncatula (barrel medic)
Lineage: Eukaryota; Viridiplantae; Streptophyta; Magnoliopsida; Fabales; Fabaceae
Exons: 1
Coding region: 245-1102 (285 amino acids)
Source: RefSeq, a predicted model, not a curated record